Molecule: messenger RNA, 4134 nt
Organism: Gavialis gangeticus (Gharial)
Lineage: Eukaryota; Metazoa; Chordata; Crocodylia; Gavialidae
Gene: METTL22
Product: methyltransferase like 22
Exons: 10
Coding region: 638-1870 (410 amino acids)
Biological process (GO): protein methylation
Cellular component (GO): nucleus
Molecular function (GO): protein methyltransferase activity
Source: RefSeq, a predicted model, not a curated record
GAGGUGGGCCGUGCAGGAGAUUCUGGGCACGGUGGUGGUGGUGAUUUGGGGAAUCAACGUUGCUGAUUGCCAGCCAGGUGCUCAUGUCUUGGCAGAAACUUGUUCCAAAGAAGAGCAGGAUGAUAUCAUUUUGCAUUUUUGUCAUUCUUUGAUACCUUCUUUGAUCUAUUCAGUCUAUCUUCGAACUUGUUAGUACUGAAGCGGAGGACAAUUAGAGGCAAAGUUAUUUUGGGGAAAGAGGCUCACAGUCUAAUAUAAAAAAGAUAUAGAGAAGCAGAAUGUUAUUGCUGCUUCAUUGAGUGCAAAGCCUGGAGAUAAUAUAAGUCAAUGAUACCCCUAGCCCUGGACUUUCCCCAUGUUUACAUAGCUCAGUUUGUACUGGGGUCAGCAUUCCAGCUUAUACCUCCUCUGAGAAUGGAAGGUCUGGAGAACACAUGCUAAGGGAGGUGUCCAGAGUUUCUAAUUGAGCAUAGGAAAAUCACCUUCUGGUUUAUCUUGAUCUGCAGGACCACUUGACCUGCAAGCCUUUGUUUCAUCAUGCCUGUGUCGACAAGAGUAUGGCAUAGCCCUCAACCGAAGCAUUGACAAAUGUCCCUAUUGCCGGUGCACCGGGACAGAAGUGGCAGAGGAAGAGACUAUGGAUGAUAUUGUAUUCAGAAGUGACACAGUACUCUCUGACAUUCACUUACACACCCCAAAAGAGCGACAUCUCAUGGUGCGGUUGAAUGGGGUUGGACAGCCAGUGUUUUUAUCACAGUUCAAGCUCCUUAGGAAGCAAACUGAUGUGGAAUUUGAGAAGAAAUACAAGAGUGCGUUUACAAUUGAAAAUGGCAGAGGUGGCAGAAGAGGUGACGGCAUUCCACUCAUUCUUGGACAUAACAAAAAUGAAACGCCUUCUAAAGGAAUAGACUCUUUGCUAGAUGCUGAUGGUGAUUUGGAAGUUGUCAGAAGACCUCAGUGCACCUCCACCUCAGAAGCAGAGGAUUUGUCAAGGGAAAAGGUUUGUCCAAUGGUACUGAUGAAAGGAGGAGAAGACCUUUAUGAAGAGGAAGAGCAAGAAUGCAGAAACGACAUCAUUAAAAUAGAACACACGAUGGCAACUCCUCUGGAAGAUGUUGGUAAACAGGUUUGUAUCUCAUAUGAAGUACUGGUGCCUAAGGGGUUUUUGGUCAGGGGUGUAAAUUUACUUAUCUUCUGCUUUCCGCUCAAGGUAUGGCGUGGAGCCUUUCUUCUUGCUGAUUACAUCUUAUUUGACCAGGACGCGUUCAGAUGUCGCACACUCCUGGAGCUUGGAGGAGGCACUGGCCUCACCAGCAUUAUUGCAGCAACAAUUGCUGGAAGAGUGUAUUGCACAGAUGUGGGUGAAGAUCUUCUUGCCACCUGUGAGCAAAAUGUAAGAUUAAACAGACAUCUUUGGGAGCUGGCAGGAAGUGAAGUUAAAGUAAAAGAGCUGGACUGGCUGAAAGAUGGCCUUUGUACUGAUCCUGAGGCCCCCUACAGUUGGUCUGAAGCAGAGAUAGCUGACAUGUAUAACCAUGCCUCCGUGAUCUUAGCUGCUGAUGUGUUUUAUGAUGAUGACUUGACAGACGCCUUCUUUGGGACGCUGCGCAGACUCACCGGCUACCUAAACCGUGUGUGUACCAUUUACCUGGCAAUAGAAAAGAGGCUGAACUUCACCCUCAGAAGCAUGGACAUUGCAUGCGAAGCUUACAAUCAUUUUCGAGAUGCUCUGUCCAACUUGGCCAGCCUUAGAGAUGGUGAAAUGAAAUACACUGUUGAGCCUGUCAGACUCGCUUUCUGCCAGUCCCUUGUUUAUGAACGAAUUGAGCAGUUGGAGCUGUGGAAGGUUGUUGCUGAACCACAGACAUGAUGGACAGCAGAAGAAUGCCUUUCUUUGGGGUGGUGAUGGUAUCCUAAGACUUUUAGCACAUCCACAUAGAGCUGCUUUGGAGAAAGCAUGCGUUCUGUGGGAACGGUUUCAGUGACUGAAAAGGAUACUGUCUCAUCUUGGUUAAAUAAAUAUUUAUAGCAGUCAUAGUAGUUUGAGGCUGAAGUGGGUUACUAGUCUGUGUUGCUCCAUGUGAUGGGAUUUUUUUUUUUUUGUCAAGUUUGAGAAAUGUCUUGAACAUAGUGGCUGUCAGCGUGCUGUGAUCUUCCUUGAUAGCAGCUCUCUGAGGUUAGAAGUAGCAUGGCAGCAUAUACUAAUUGAGCGUGGUGAAGAUUUUCUCUGAGCAUACUGGCUCAUUUGGAAAGGCCAGAAAUGGACAAAUGGAUCAUGGCAGAUCUAGUGAACAACGGGUUGGUCAGUCUCAGCAUAACAUGAGGGAGCCACAGCACACAGUUGGGAGAACUUGUUAUCAAGUAGUUGGAGGCUGAGCCAGCACUGAUGAGCAUCCUGGGGAGGGGUCUUGAGAGAAAGUCGUGCUUAAAUAGGGUGUUCACCUGUCCCAGUUUAGCCAGGACAGUCCUGGAUUUCAGAGGCUGGUCCCAGCCAGUUGUUGAGAAUUAUAAGGGGUAUUCCAGAAAUGCAGGGGCAUAGAGCUCAGUCUAGCCAGGAGCCAGAGCAGUGCACCUGGGUGGAGACAGGGGAAGGGUAGCGUCCUGAAGGUCCCGGGUGUCCCAGGUUUCUUUGUGGUCAGCUUAUGUUUAAGAGACUCAAUUUCUGUAGGCAGUGGAGGGCAAUUGGUCUGCCUCAUCUUUCAACAUUCUUAGUAAAAGGAGAUUAAGAUGUGAUGUGAUCAAUUUUUACAGGAUGCUUGCAUGGAAAAUGCAAGGGAAGGGGAAAAGCCUUUUAUGUAACCAGGAUUUUUCUGUCAGAUGAAAAUGCAUUUCGGUCCCACCGGACAACUUGAGUGCAAACACUGAAUCUCCAAGUUCCUCCUGCAGAACCUGAAUUCUUUCAAAGUAAGUUGUUACAGGUAACAUUGCCAUGCCAACCACCAUUGACCCAACCAAAUCCUGAUCCCAGCCUUUUAUGACGACUCCCUGCUUAUGAUAGUGUUAACCCAAUUCCAGCAAGUAGCUCCUAUAACACAUUCAAACCAGGCAGUUAGGAUUCCUAACCUCCUUUGUCCAGGCAGAUUUCAGCCAACAGGAAACUUGUCCUACACAGCAUCCAAUAGGGGAACAGAAGCCAACCACCAAUCUUGUGCCUUUUCUUCUCACCAAGAACUUCACUUCUCUUAUUUAAUUAUGGCACAAGCUGGUUGCCAAGUUCUCCACUUGUAGCAAUGAAACACCCCUUGGCCAGUGCAAAAGAAAAAUAUUGUUAUCUGGGAAGCUUCCAGAAAUCGAGCAAUGAUGCAGAUAUUGUAGUAUUCCAUUACCACCAGCAACAGCAUACCUCUUUCAUGUAUACAUUGAGGAUCUUUAUUUUGGGCCGUAUUUAAGCAGAAGUUGCUGCUGUUGUACCAAAAGACACUAAACUGCUUAAGAAGGAAUUUUAAAUGGGCAGAGAAAAAAAAGCCAAGAACUCCUUAGAUUGUCUCAAUUUUUGCCCUUUGUGAUUACUUCAGAAUCCCACUACCAUAUCUCCAGGAAAUUGUGAAGCAUCCUUAAUAUUCUUUUGUUAGUUACUGAAAGUUACAUUGGCUAGUUCUCGACCUCUGAUGUUCCCUGCCAUUAGACAUCCACUAAGUAGAGGACUGUCCAGUCCAGCCAUCUGCAACAUCUACGGUUGCCCCAGCUAAUAGCAUUCUGUGCAGGCCAGGAUAAGAAGACAGUACCAGGGACAUCCUCUUACUUGAGGGCUACUAGGAAAGAGGGCAUUCUUUCUCGAGGCUCCAGAAAUGCAGGCUGGGAAGAGGCAAUGCUAGUAUAAUAUAUUGGCUUCAAUCAUAUCUCCACACAUGGCAAUUUCCAGCAACGUCCACAAUAUAGAUUCAUGUUGCUACAUAGCAGCCACACUCAGUAGAUCUGAAUGCUAAGAGAGUUGGAGCAUAUUAGGUUUCCACACCUUUAAUGUGUCUCCAGAUUUACCAAGUUUUAUGGAUUCCUCAUCAGAUUUCCUUCCAGUUAGUCAUUCAGUACACAUCCAUUAGGUGUCUCUACUUUAUUCUCAGUUUCUCCAUGUUCACACUGUGUAUGGGAAUGUUAAUGCAUACAAUGCUUCAAUAAAUCUCUUUCCUGUUACGC